AUGAGUGAGGCUUCUCCUAUGCCAACUCCUAUGAUCUCAUCCUUACAAUUAUUGUCUACUGGAUCAGAAUGUUUUGAGGAUCCCAAACUCUUCAGGUCAGUUGUAGGAACUCUACAAUAUGUUACUAUAACUCGACCGGACCUAAGGUUUGCUGUUCAAAAGGUCUCUCAGUUUAUGCACAGUCCUCUUUUGGCUCACUGGAAGGCUGUGAAGAGGAUACUCAGGUACCUACAAGGGACAAAAGACCAUGGUUUACUUCUACAUAAGUGCAGGGAUUACAGGUUGUAUGGUUUUUCUGAUUCAGAUUGGGCAGCAGAUUUAGAAGAUAGGAGGAAGCAACCAACUAUAAGCAAGACAUCUACUGAGGCAGAAUUUCAAAGCCUAGCAUCGUGA
Messenger RNA from Arachis duranensis, 393 nucleotides. RefSeq lists its product as uncharacterized. Lineage: Eukaryota; Viridiplantae; Streptophyta; Magnoliopsida; Fabales; Fabaceae. The record is from RefSeq and is a predicted model, not a curated record. The transcript is spliced from 2 exons. The coding region runs from base 1 to 393 and encodes 130 amino acids.